Molecule: messenger RNA, 2398 nt
Organism: Scatophagus argus
Lineage: Eukaryota; Metazoa; Chordata; Actinopteri; Scatophagidae
Gene: mlx
Product: MAX dimerization protein MLX
Exons: 8
Coding region: 320-1057 (245 amino acids)
Biological process (GO): regulation of transcription by RNA polymerase II
Cellular component (GO): nucleus
Molecular function (GO): DNA-binding transcription factor activity, RNA polymerase II-specific; RNA polymerase II cis-regulatory region sequence-specific DNA binding; protein dimerization activity
Source: RefSeq, a predicted model, not a curated record
AAUUAGUUAAGUGGUUAUUUAUCGAUCCUGUAGCAAAAAAGGUUAGAAUUACACCGAUGCUAGCUUUUACCGUCGGGUUUUCCAUAACGAAGCUUUUAAUAGGCUCACGCACACAAAUUAGUUUCCCGAGUGGCAGUGAUUAUACCAUGGAUGUAAAACAUUGAUUCAAGGGUAUGCGAAUAAUCAAAGGUUUCCCGAUAAAGCUGUGUGGGCGAGAAGUCCUUAUUAGCGACUUCAGUUUUCUGCAACUUUUGUCGACGAAGAAAUUUACGUGGAGCACGCGAAGGCAGCAGAGGUAGUAGUUAUUUUGCAUUCCAAAAUGACGGACCCGACUACGUCGCCAGAGGACCACUGGAAAACAGACGGUGCUUUCAGUGACAGUGGCUUUGACCCUUGUUUCUUUACCGAAACUGCUAGAAAGGGUACAGUUGUGUCCAGGGCCAACAGCAUCGGCUCAACAAGUGCCUCUUCGGUACCAAAUACAGAUGAUGAAGACAGCGACUACAGACACGAGACAUCGUAUAAGGAUUCGUAUAAAGAUCGACGGAGACAAGCACACACGCAGGCUGAGCAGAAGCGUAGAGAUGCUAUCAAGAAAGGCUACGAUGACCUCCAGUCCAUAGUACCAACGUGCCAGCAGCAGUCUGAAUUUGCAGUUGGAGCACAGAAGAUCAGCAAGGCUACAGUACUGCAGAAAACAAUUGACUACAUCCAUUUUCUUCACAAAGAAAAGAAGAAGCAAGAGGAGGAAGUUUCAGUGCUAAGAAAAGAAGUGAUGGCACUGAAGAUCAUGAAAACGAACUAUGAGCACAUAGUGAGGGCCCACCAGAACAACCCACAGCAAGGAGAGGAUCAGGUGUCGGACCAGGUUAAGUUCAACGUCUUUCAGAGCAUCAUGGACACCCUGUUCCAGUCCUUCAGUACUUCUGUCUCAGUGGGCAGCUUCCAAGAACUCUCCGCCUGUGUUUUCAGCUGGAUUGAGGAGCACUGCAAGCCACAGACGCUGAGGGAGUUUGUCGUCGGGGUGCUCCGGCAGCUCAAUAGUCAGCUUUAUUGAUCGGGUGAAACCUCUGGACAGAUAUUGACUUUGGGCUUUCUCUGGCCUCUCAGGGUGGAGUAAAAACUCCAGUCAGCCUCAGUCCACACCACAGUAUUCACACUCACUUCAGCUCACCAGUGACCCCGUGGCUGCGAUUUCAUUACCUCAGCACACACACACACUAUGGGCAGAGAUGGAAAGUUGAUGUAGCAGUUGCGUGUUAUGAGUAUGUCAAAGCCUGUUCUGACCGCUUGUAUUUUUCUUACUGUUGUUCUGCUAAGAAUUUCAGGUGACAAAAACAGGAGCUCAGAAGUCCAAGUAUGAGUGUGCAAAUGAAUGUACAAGUCAAAUGCAUCAGGUACAGUAGAUGUGGUCACUGAAUUUGCAGUAACUUAAGCCCACGUUGAGAUAAAUCAAAACCGAGACUCCUCUUGCAGAUUGAGCGUUUUGCUUCUACAGCCUGUCAACCUAACAGAAACAGAGAGAAGAGAAAGAACGGAGAUGAAACAUGUACAAGUCCGCGUCUUCUCCUCUGUUACGUCUGAACGCUUAACUUUGUCUAAUGCUGAUCCAAAGGUCUUGUUUCAGCUUCAGUGCACAAAUGAUGUGAGUCAGCCGUACCACUCCUGAACCAUACCAGACAACUGUACUACUGCAAGGUAACCGCCAUUUCUCCUCAGUAUAUGCACGCUUCAGCAUUUUAUCACUGAGGUUUGAUUAAAAUGAAUCUCUUCUGCUGUCAGCGUGACAAAAUGUGAGGUUUUUCUUAAUGCAGCUUGUGACAAUUUGCUGAAAUCCGACGAAUGAAAGGUGUGCAAUGCAGGCAGCGUAAAGGUCUAAGAUUUAUGAAUGAUUGUUUAUAUAAACUUUGUCAUGAUUUAGCUACAGCACACAUCGUGUUAAAUGUUAUAAACAGGCAGUUAUACGUGUUGUGUUUGUUUGGAAAAUGUUAAAGUGUUGAUUGUGAUGAACCUUUCAGAUUAUUCUACAACAAGAUUUUUUUAUUAAAGUAUGUAUCAGUGGCUUUUCUGAUCAGGUUCCUGGUGAGAACCACGUACAGAGAUGUAUAGCCGCUGUACUGAAUUCAUUUUUUUUGUACUUUGAGUUUUAAACAUAUGUUAUAAAGCAAAUUUUUUGCAAUGACUUAUGUCAUUUUUUUCUCAUGCAUAUGGCUAAUCUGUUCGAUAAAGUUACAGGGAAAUAUGAUCUUGUUUCAAUACUUCCUUUUUAAAAGCCACCUACUGUAUAACACCACCCAGAGUCAACCUAUGUAAAAGAAAAUAAAUACUUAAUGUUUGUCCUGUUUAAUUUCCCCAAGUCAAAUGCAAAUAAAGUGUGAAAGCCAACAGCAGAAACAGA